Molecule: messenger RNA, 734 nt
Organism: Lycium ferocissimum
Lineage: Eukaryota; Viridiplantae; Streptophyta; Magnoliopsida; Solanales; Solanaceae
Product: SWR1 complex subunit 6
Exons: 4
Coding region: 133-648 (171 amino acids)
Biological process (GO): chromatin remodeling
Cellular component (GO): Swr1 complex
Molecular function (GO): nucleosome binding
Source: RefSeq, a predicted model, not a curated record
AUUAAGUGCUUUUAAGCCCCCCAAAUUCUCUUCCUUUUAAUCUUCUUCUCACUUUGUUUCCCCAUUAUAACAGUGCCUAAGUUUAACUCAGAUUUUGGUAUAAAAAUCAGGAAAGUGAAGAAAAAAAUUAAUAUGGAUGAAGAAAUGUCGAAUUCAGCACGGCGACUGUCUCUACGAACACGUAAAAUUGCUCCAAAAAUGGCUGCUGCUCUAGCCAGUUCUGAUAAUAGAACUCAGGCUAUGCUGGCACGGCUUGAUGCUUUGGAAAGUGAUAAUGCAGUAGCAGAACCACAACUACUUGAUGACGAUGAUGAAGCUUCUCUUGACGAUGAGGAUCAAGUGUCCCAUAAGAAGUACCCAAAAGGCACAAAACGGAAAACACGCCAAGCUAAGGCACUUGAGAAUAAGAGAGCCCCCAAAUCAUUCCUUGAACUCGUGAAUGAGGCAAACCUGGAGUCCUUGCCACCACAUGUGCCAACCUAUUUAAGAGCAGCAGUGGGACCACCAAGUUCCACCUCUCGUCGUCAUUUCUGCACGGUUUGUGGUUUCUCCUCAACCUAUACAUGUGUGCAGUGUGGGAUGCGCUUCUGCUCAAUCAAAUGCAAGACUAUUCACAAUGAAACUCGUUGCUUGAAAUUUGUUGCUUGAUUGGUGAGAGUUGUAACCUAAAUAUAUUGGAUGACCUGUAGCAUUUGCUAGUUUCAUGUUUAUAUAGCUUAUGUACAUAUUCAAGU